Anarrhichthys ocellatus (wolf-eel) is the source of this 2488-nucleotide messenger RNA. It is a transcript of the gene crnkl1, whose product is annotated as crooked neck pre-mRNA splicing factor 1. The record is from RefSeq and is a predicted model, not a curated record. NCBI's taxonomy places the organism in Eukaryota, Metazoa, Chordata, Actinopteri, Perciformes, Anarhichadidae. The transcript has 14 exons. Gene Ontology annotation, biological process: spliceosomal complex assembly; mRNA splicing, via spliceosome. Gene Ontology annotation, cellular component: U2-type catalytic step 2 spliceosome; precatalytic spliceosome; Prp19 complex. Gene Ontology annotation, molecular function: protein binding. The coding region runs from base 102 to 2357 and encodes 751 amino acids.
UGGCGGCUGGCGCUUGAAAACGUUUCGUCGUGUGUUUCUAGUUGUGUUGUUGUUGUCCUAACGUUUCUUAGGUAAGUUUGUGAACGUACGUUUUUGCAAACAUGGCUUCCACCGCGGCAGGUAAACAGCGGAUACCGAAGGUGGCGAAGGUGAAGAAUAAAGCUCCCGCAGAGGUUCAGAUCACUGCUGAGCAGCUGCUGAGAGAAGCCAAAGAGAGGGAGCUCGAACUUCUGCCGCCGCCACCGAAACAGAAGAUCACCGACGAGGAGGAGCUCAACGAUUACAAACUCAAGAAGAGGAAGGGGUUUGAAGACAACAUCAGAAAGAAUCGGACUGUCAUCAGUAACUGGAUCAAAUACGCACAAUGGGAGGAAAGCCUGAAGGAGAUCCACAGGGCUCGUUCCAUUUACGAGCGAGCGCUGGACGUCGAUCACCGCAACAUCACGCUGUGGCUGAAGUACGCCGAGAUGGAGAUGAAGAGCCGGCAGGUCAACCACGCCCGCAACAUCUGGGACCGAGCCAUCACCAUCCUCCCUCGAGUCAACCAGUUCUGGUACAAGUACACCUACAUGGAGGAGAUGCUGGGGAACGUGGCCGGCUGCAGGCAGGCGUUCGAGCGCUGGAUGGAGUGGGAGCCCGAUGAGCAGGCCUGGCACUCCUACAUCAACUUUGAGCUGCGCUACAAGGAAGUGGACAAAGGCCGCACCAUCUAUGAGCGAUUCGUCAUCGUUCACCCCGAAGUGAAGAACUGGAUCAAGUACGCUCGUUUUGAAGAGAAGCAUGGCUACAUCGCUCACAGCAGGAAGGUGUACGAGAGGUCGGUGGAGUUCUUCGGAGAGGACUAUGUGGACGAAAACCUCUUUGUGGCCUUCGCCAAGUUUGAGGAGACGCAGAAAGAGUUUGAACGUGUUCGGGUCAUCUACAAGUACGCUCUGGACCGGAUCCCUAAGCACCAGGCACAGGAGCUCUUCAAGUUCUACACCAUGUUCGAGAAGAAGUUCGGAGACCGGAGGGGAAUCGAGGACGUCAUCGUCAGCAAACGAAGGUUCCAGUACGAGGAGGAAGUCAAGGCGAACCCUCACAACUAUGACGCGUGGUUCGAUUACCUCCGCCUGGUGGAGAACGACGCCGACCCCGACACGGUCCGGGAGGUUUACGAGAGGGCCAUCGCCAACAUCCCCCCCAUCCAGGAGAAGAGACACUGGAAGAGAUACAUCUACCUGUGGAUCAACUACGCUCUGUACGAAGAGCUGGAGGUCAAGGAUCCAGAGAAAACCAGGCAGGUGUACCAGGCCUCUCUGGACCUCAUCCCACAUAAAAAGUUCACGUUCGCUAAGAUCUGGCUGCUCUACGCUCAGUUUGAGAUCCGGCAGAAGAACCUUCAGGGAGCCAGACGGGUCAUGGGCACAGCGAUCGGUAAAUGCCCGAAGAACAAGCUGCUGAAGGGCUACAUCGAGCUGGAGCUGCAGCUGCGAGAGUUCGACCGCUGCAGGAAGCUGUACGAGAAAUACCUGGAGUUCAGUCCGGAGAACUGCACCACCUGGAUCAAGUUCUCCGAGCUGGAGACCAUCCUGGGAGACGGGGAGAGGGCGCGCGCCAUCUUUGAACUCGCCAUCGGACAGCCGCGGCUGGACAUGCCGGAGGUGCUGUGGAAGUCCUACAUUGACUUUGAGAUCGAGCAGGAGGAGUUUGAAAACACCAGGAACCUUUACAAAAGGCUGCUGCAGCGCACCCAGCACGUCAAGGUCUGGAUCAGCUACGCUAAGUACGAGCUGUCCAUCAACGGCCCCGACCGGCUGCAGAAGAGCCGGCAGAUCUUCGAGGAGGCCAACAAGGGCAUGAGGAGCUGCGAGGAGAAGGAGGAGCGUCUGAUGCUGCUGGAGUCCUGGAGGGACUUUGAGAGGGAGUUCGGCUCCGAGAGCUCGAUGGACAGAGUGAGGGAGCUGAUGCCUGACAAGGUGAAGAAGAGGAGGAAGCUGACGGCCGAGGACGGGUCGGACGCCGGCUGGGAGGAGUACUACGACUACAUCUUCCCAGAGGACGCCGCCAACCAGCCCAACCUCAAACUGCUGGCCAUGGCAAAGAUGUGGAAGAGGCAGCAGAUGGUGGACGACGACGAUGAAGGCGAGAAAAGUCCAGAGAAAUCUCCCGAGGCGGCCGAAGAGACGUCGCCCUCAGACAAACCGGCAGCUCCUCCUGAGAACGACUCAAGAAGAAACGCUGAGAAUGAAACAGAAGAGGAGGAGGAGGAGAAGAAGACAAAGGACGACGAUGGAGACGAUAGCAGCAGCAGUGACAGUGAUGAUGAUGGAGGGAAGAAAGAGGAGCGGAAGAGCGGAGAAGAAGAUAAAGAGUAGAUCUCCGCUCACACGCUCGGGAUUCAUUUUUCUACCAAUCUGUUUUUGUUCUUUUUAACAAAAACAACCAGCAGCUGGUGAUCAGUCUUUAUUGUACGACGUGUUCUUCUGCAUUAUACAAACAUCUAUUC